AGGCGGCUGCGGCUCCUGUGCGCGGCCCCGCGCCCUGUCCCCGCGCCCUGUCGCCGCUCCAGCCCGCCACCGCGGUGCCAUGGCUCUGGCGGACAGCACACGUGGAUUACCCAACGGGGGCGGGGGCGGCAGUGGCUCCUCGGCGUCCUCGGCCGAGCCGCCGCUCUUCCCCGACAUCGUGGAGCUGAACGUGGGGGGUCAGGUGUAUGUGACCCGGCGCUGCACCGUGGUGUCGGUGCCCGACUCCUUGCUCUGGCGCAUGUUCACGCAGCAGCAGCCGCAGGAGCUGGCCCGGGACAGCAAAGGCCGCUUCUUUCUGGACCGAGACGGCUUCCUCUUCCGCUACAUCUUGGAUUACCUGCGGGACUUGCAGCUCGUGCUGCCAGACUACUUCCCCGAGCGCAGCCGGCUGCAGCGCGAGGCCGAGUACUUCGAGCUGCCGGAGCUCGUGCGCCGCCUCGGGGCGCCCCAGCAGCCCGGCCCCGGGCCGCCGCCGCACUCGCGGCGCGGGGUGCCCAAGGAGGGCUCCACGGGUGACGAGCUGCUGCCGCUGGGCUACGGGGAGUCAGAGCACCAGGAGGGAGCCUCAGCCGGGGCGCCGUCGCCCACGCUGGAGCUGGCUAGCCGCAGCCCGUCCGGGGGCGCGGUGGGCCCGCUGCUCACCCCCUCGCAGUCGCUGGACGGCAGCCGGCGCUCGGGCUACAUCACCAUCGGCUACCGCGGCUCCUACACCAUCGGGCGGGACGCACAGGCUGACGCCAAGUUCCGGCGAGUGGCGCGCAUCACCGUGUGCGGCAAGACGUCCCUGGCUAAGGAAGUGUUCGGGGACACUCUGAACGAAAGCCGGGACCCGGAUCGGCCUCCCGAGCGCUAUACCUCGCGCUAUUACCUCAAGUUCAACUUCCUGGAGCAAGCUUUCGACAAGCUGUCCGAGUCGGGCUUCCACAUGGUGGCGUGCAGUUCCACUGGCACCUGCGCCUUUGCGGGCAGUACCGACCAAAGCGAGGACAAGAUCUGGACCAGCUACACCGAGUACGUCUUCUGCCGGGAGUGAGCACCCCGCCCCCUGCGCGUCUCCCGCGCUCGUUCCCCCUCUUUCCUGCGCGGAAGAGGGUCGCAGCUCUCCUUCCCACGCGUCUGCCCUUCCCCCCUUUCCCCACCUCCUGUAGCUGGGGCCAGAUCCACUGGCGCCCCCACUUUAGAACCUGCAGCCGCAAAUCCUCUGGCUUCUUGGUCUUCUUUGGUUCCCACUAAUGGAGAGCCCAGUCCUAACCCCAUGUCCUACCCUCCCCCACCCCCGCGUCCUCUUCCCUGUCUCCAGCCAUUCCUUUCCCGAUUGUCCUUCAGUCUAUUGGGGGCAGUAUGGCCACAAAGUCACCAAUUCCCUGGGAAUAACUGAAUUGUUCAGAACCUGAUCGGACCUUGUCCAGUGUGUAGAAGAUUCCUGGAAAUAUUUUCAAGCCCUUGUGAUUUAUUCCAGCUUAAGAGAAAGGAAUUGAUAAUACUGUCGGGGGAUAGCUAAUGUCUUAAAGGCCAUCAUACAGUCUUCUUCACCCUCUUUAAAGGUAGUUGUAGAAGGUUGGAUGGAAAAAUCUGGACCUGGAAUUAGGAUCCUAUGGAAGCAGUUCAGUGACUAUAGAAGUAAAGUUUUGAGAAGCUGUUACAGGUAGAAAUAGGAGAAGCCUUGAGUGCUGGCACAGUGAAAGAGCCUAUCUUUUCCAUGCAGAACUAAAGUUUUAACCUGUGGCCUAAACUUGUAGAGUGUUAGCCUUUGCCUGAGGAAUCUCCCUUUCUCCUGGCUCAUCAUCGCUGGAAGCCUUCCCUUGGAUUGGUUGACAUGGCAGCCCUUCCUGGCAGGAGAGAGAAAGCACUACUGCUGGAGGGAACAAGACAGCCCAGGUGACCAAGCUCUGUGGGACAUCACCUGGCGGUGACUGUAAACAGAACUGGGUAGUAACGCACGUGUGACUGUUAGAAAAGCCAAUGUUCUUGCAGUGAAUGGCGGUAGGACCUUAGCUCUUAGACUUGGGGGAGGGGGAGGGGUGGGGAGGGGAGAGGAUGGGUGGGAAGGGAG
This is a messenger RNA of Condylura cristata (star-nosed mole), 2074 nucleotides long. It is a transcript of the gene KCTD12, whose product is annotated as potassium channel tetramerization domain containing 12. The transcript has a single exon. Gene Ontology annotation, biological process: protein homooligomerization; regulation of G protein-coupled receptor signaling pathway. NCBI's taxonomy places the organism in Eukaryota, Metazoa, Chordata, Mammalia, Eulipotyphla, Talpidae. Gene Ontology annotation, cellular component: presynaptic membrane; postsynaptic membrane. Gene Ontology annotation, molecular function: protein binding. The record is from RefSeq and is a predicted model, not a curated record. Bases 80 to 1054 code for a protein of 324 amino acids.